Molecule: messenger RNA, 1306 nt
Organism: Camelina sativa (false flax)
Lineage: Eukaryota; Viridiplantae; Streptophyta; Magnoliopsida; Brassicales; Brassicaceae
Product: glycosyltransferase BC10-like
Cellular component (GO): membrane
Molecular function (GO): glycosyltransferase activity
Source: RefSeq, a predicted model, not a curated record
AGAAAGUGUUGUAUCUCUGUCUACGCUAAACUCAGUUCCCAAGAACCUGAAACUGAUCAUGGGAAUGGAGGAAGGGAUUAAGGAUAAUGCUUCACCACCUCCCAAUAUGAGGCAUACAAACCAAUCUAGGGCUCUUUUGCCGAUGCGGGUGCUCCAGGUGUUCUUGCUAUUCUUUGUUUUGGUUCUUGGAAUCUCAGUCGUUAGUAUGCACAUGAUCAAGUACUUAAAGAUUCAAACUUUUGCUCCAUCCACAUUGAUCUCUCCGUAUGAUGAGAGAGUUACAUUAGAGAGCUUUAUCAAACCUCCAUCGAGCGUUUGGCACUUCAUGAAUGACAGUGAGCUUCUUUGGCGUGCAUCGAUGCAGCCAGGGAUAUACAGAUAUCCGUUUAAAAGAGUUCCUAAAAUAGCAUUCAUGUUUCUCACCAAAGGACCUUUGCCGUUUGCUCCACUUUGGGAAAGGUUUUUCGAAGGGCAUGAGAGCUUUUACUCAAUCUAUGUUCAUGCGUUGCCUAAUUACAGAUCAGGUUUCCCAAGCUCAUCUGUGUUUUACAGAAGACAGAUCCCAAGUCAGCCUGUGGCUUGGGGAGAGAUGAGUAUGUGUGAUGCUGAAAGGAGGCUUUUGGCUAAUGCGUUGCUCGAUAUCUCUAACGAAUGGUUUGUUUUGCUCUCUGAAGCGUGCAUUCCUGUUCGUGGCUUCAACUUAGUCUACAAUUAUAUCUCAAGAUCAAGAUAUAGUUUCAUGGGUUCUGUUGACGAGAACGGGCCUUACGGGAGAGGUAGAUACAGCUAUGCAAUGGGACCAGAAGUCCGACUAAGCCAGUGGAGAAAAGGGUCUCAGUGGUUUGAAAUUAAUCGAGGACUUGCUGUCGAAAUUGUUGAAGACAUCGUUUACUAUAACAAAUUCAAAGAGUUUUGUAGACCUCCUUGUUAUGUUGAUGAACACUACUUCCCAACAAUGCUCUAUAUUGGAUACUCGGAUAUGCUCGCUAAUAGGACAUUGACUUGGACAGAUUGGUCAAGAGGUGGUGCUCAUCCAGCUACUUUUGGUAAAGCUGACAUCACAGAGAGGUUCCUCAAGAAGCUUUCACGUGGUCAUGGUUGCUAUUACAAUGAUCAGCCAUCUCAAGUGUGUUAUCUCUUUGCAAGAAAAUUUGCGCCAAGCGCAUUGAAGCCUUUACUCAAACUAGCACCAAAGGUUCUUGGGUUCUAAUGGGUUCUUUGUUUUUGUUCUGAAAUGUUUUGGAGUUUGAGUGUAGCUUUAGCAUGGACACAAACUGAUCAUUAUCCACAUUGCUAAUAUAGACAC